Messenger RNA from Dothidotthia symphoricarpi CBS 119687, 547 nucleotides. RefSeq lists its product as uncharacterized. The record is from RefSeq and is a predicted model, not a curated record. Bases 86 to 547 code for a protein of 153 amino acids. The transcript has 3 exons. Lineage: Eukaryota; Fungi; Ascomycota; Dothideomycetes; Pleosporales; Dothidotthiaceae.
CAGCUUCACACCCACCCUUAACCUCCAACCAACUUCCCAUCCCCAACCACAUCCCAACAUCACCCAACAACACCACCCAACAACAAUGUCCUCCGCCGCCGAAACCCCCAAAGCCAAAGCAGCCACAGGCUGGACCGACAAAGAGCGCCUAACCUACCUCUUCGCCCUCAUCGACAACGCGAGCAUGAAAUUCGACUACGCCAACACGCCGCGCCCCCAGGGCCGCUCAGUAAUCGCUUGCCAACGCAUGGUAGAGCGCCUCAAGGGCACGCUCAAGACGGAGCUUGAGGCGUUGCAGACGGGUCAGCAGAUCGAGGGCACGCCGAAGAAGGGCGUUGUGGGGACGGGGACGGGGACGCCGCGGAAGCGUAAAGCCAACUCUAGUGCCGCGGAGGGUGCGAGUCCGGCGAAGCGCGGGCGCAAGAAGAAGAGCGAGGAGGUUGUGCGGGAGGAGGAUGAAGAGGAUGAGGAGGAGGAAGAGGGUAUGGUGAACGUCAAGGUUAAGGAUGAAGUUAGGGAUGAGGAUGAGGUGGAGAUGGAGAUCUAG